AUGGCGGCAAGCGGACCCGUCGUGGCUACAGGCGGGCGUUUGCUAGCUGCAGGGCAUCAGGCUUGGGCCCUCCUUCCAUUCCUCCACAUCACCACCACAACCGCCGUCGCGCGCCUGCCCAUCACCGCCUGGAGCGCACGCGAACCCACACUCGAGCGCGAUCCCGUCGCCGAACCCGCUGGCAUCCAAAUCCAACAAUGCGAUAAACGACCGACCGACUUUCUUUGA
Molecule: messenger RNA, 228 nt
Organism: Parastagonospora nodorum SN15
Lineage: Eukaryota; Fungi; Ascomycota; Dothideomycetes; Pleosporales; Phaeosphaeriaceae
Exons: 2
Coding region: 1-228 (75 amino acids)
Source: RefSeq, a predicted model, not a curated record